Ostreococcus tauri is the source of this 3510-nucleotide messenger RNA. Its product is annotated as Cation-transporting P-type ATPase, C-terminal. Gene Ontology annotation, biological process: potassium ion import across plasma membrane; proton transmembrane transport; sodium ion export across plasma membrane. Bases 1 to 3510 code for a protein of 1169 amino acids. The record is from RefSeq and is a predicted model, not a curated record. Gene Ontology annotation, cellular component: membrane. Lineage: Eukaryota; Viridiplantae; Chlorophyta; Mamiellophyceae; Mamiellales; Bathycoccaceae. Gene Ontology annotation, molecular function: P-type sodium:potassium-exchanging transporter activity; ATP binding; ATP hydrolysis activity. The transcript has a single exon.
AUGUCUAAAUCCAAGGCGGAGGCCAAGGCGGAACGCGCCGCUGCGCUCCGUAAGGAUGUCGACUUCGUCGAACACACGUGGGAGGCGGAUAAAUUGUACGAGCACUUUGGGUGCACGCUCGAAAAGGGUCUGAGCGCGGAACAAGUGCUCGUGAACCGGGCCAAGUAUGGCGAGAAUCGCCUGACGCCGCCCGAGUUGACGCCGUGGUACAUCAAAUUCUUGAUGCAGUUCGCGAACUUCUUCGCGCUCUUGCUUCUCGGUGGUGGUGCCCUUUGCUUCGUUGGUUACGGCAUCGAUACUGAGAAGGAUGCAACCAAUCUCUACCUCGGUGUCGUCCUCUUCACAGUCGUCAUCAUCACGGCGACGUUCUCCUACUUGCAAGAGGCCAAGUCCGAAGCCAUCAUGGAGGGUUUCAAAAACAUGAUCCCGAAGAAGUGUAAGGUUAUCCGCGACGGUAAGGCUGUCGUUCUCGAUGCCUGGGAACUCGUUCCGGGUGAUGUCGUCGAACUCAACGAUGGUGAUCAAGUCCCGGCGGAUAUUCGCGUCAUGAAGUCCAACGAACUCAAGGUUGACAACUCUUCGUUAACCGGUGAAUCCGAGCCGCAAGAUCGCUCCCCGGAGCUCGCGCGCACCGCCACCGGUGAACUCGUUACUCAGCCGCUCGAGUCCGUCAACUUGUGCUUCUACACGACCAUCAUCAACUCUGGCUCUGGUCGCGGCGUCGUCAUCGGUAGCGGCGACCGCACCGUUAUGGGCCAAAUCGCUGGUCUUGCCACAGAAACCAGCUCCGAGGACUCUCCGAUCGCCAAGGAGAUCAAGAAGUUCAUUCAGCUCAUUUCCAUCGUCGCCAUCACCCUCGGUGUUGUUUUCUUCAUUGUCGGUCUCACCAACGGCACUGAGAUCAUCCAAAACGUCGUCUUCAUGAUCGGUAUCAUCGUCGCCAACGUGCCGGAAGGUCUUCUCGCCACAGUGACCGUGUCUUUGGCCCUCACCGCGAAGCGCAUGCACGCCAAGAACGUGCUCGUGAAGAACCUCGAGGCUGUCGAGACUCUCGGUUCGACAACCGUAAUUGCUUCAGACAAGACGGGUACGCUCACGCAAAACCGCAUGACCGUGGUGCACGCAUGGUACGACAACGAAGUUGUCUUCUGCCCGGCUGGUAAAAAUAUUCCGGAUCUCAAGGUUAUCUCUGAGCCCGGUAUGACCGCCGACGGCGAGAAAUUCUACGACACCAAGUCUGAGGCGUUCCAACGACUUCUUCAAGUUGCCACGUUGUGUAACAACGCUGAGUACUUGACGAAGAACGAAGACGGUUCGUACAUCGACCUCAAGGCUGAGAUGAUGAAUCCGACGUUCAAUAUCCUCAAGCAGCCGGCCUCCGGUGACGCGUCUGAACAAGGCUUGCUCAAGCUCGUUCAACCGCUCAACGAUGCCCUUGAAACGCGCGCCGCGUACCCGAAGUUGUUCGAAAUCAAGUUCAACUCGACGAACAAGUGGCAGCUCUCCAUCCACAAGCAACCGGGCGGCAAACCGCCGCUUCUCGUGCUCAAGGGCGCGCCGGAGCGCGUGUUGGCCAAGUGCACGUCUUAUUUCGCCAACGGUAAGACGUCUUCCAAGACGUCUGACUUUGAGAACACGUACACCACCGCGUACGAAGGCCUCGGCGGGCGCGGUGAGCGCGUUCUCGGCUUCGCCUUCAAGGAACUGAGCGGCUUCAAGGAUGACUUCAAAUUCACCGCCAAGCCCAAGCCGAAUUUUCCGAUCGACGACCUCACGUUCGUCGGUCUGCUGUCUCUCAUCGAUCCGCCUCGCGAAGGUGUUCCGGAAGCCGUGACCAAGUGUAACCGCGCUCGCAUCAAGGUUUACAUGGUCACUGGUGAUCACCCGAUCACAGCGGCUGCCAUCGCCAAGCAAGUGAAUAUUAUUACCCAAGAAAAUCUCGACAAUGGUAGCGCUAUCGUCGUUAAGGGUGAUGACAUUCGCGCUUGGACCGAGAUUGAAGACCAAGUUGAACAACGCAAGAAGUGGGACUGGGCUCUCGAUCACAAGCAAAUCGUCUGGGCUCGUGUGUCUCCGGCGCACAAGCUUUUGAUUGUCGAAAACUGUCAACGCCGAGGUGAAAUCGUUGCCGUCACCGGUGACGGUGUGAACGACGCUCCAGCUCUCAAGAAGGGAGACAUCGGCGUUGCGAUGGGUAUCGCUGGUAAGGAUGUCUCGAAGGAAGCCGCCGACAUGAUCCUGAUGGACGACAACUUUGCCUCCAUCGUCAACGGCGUCGAAGAAGGACGUCUCAUCUUCGAUAACCUUAAGAAGUCGAUUGCGUACACGCUCUCUUCCAACAUUCCGGAAAUCGCUCCGUUCUUGAUCUACAUCACGAUGAAGAUUCCGUUGCCGCUCAGCACGGUGCUCAUUUUGUGCGUCGAUCUCGGCACCGACAUGGUUCCGGCCAUCUCCAUGGCGUAUGAAGAAAAGGAAGCCGACAUCAUGGACCGUCCGCCGCGUGACUCGAAGAAGGAUCGUCUCGUCAACUUCCGAUUGAUUUCAUUCGCCUACUUCCAGAUUGGUAUAAUUCAGGCGCUCGCCGGUUUCUUCACCUACAUGCUCGUCCUCAACGACUACGGGUACACGCCGUCCAUCUUGGUCGGCAACGGCUUGGAGUUCCUUGACAGCCAACUUCUCUGCACCCUCACGAGCGAGACCGCUGUCGAUUCAAGCACUGGGAACCAAUACUUCCGACCGAAAAAGUGCGGUUUCGGCUGCGCCGACAGCAAAGAGGGACCCAUGAAGGACGUGUGCGUUGGCGGAUGCGCCAUCCCGCGCGCCUACGUGCCGGGUAACCCUCUCACUUCCGCACACGGAACGGCCUCGGCGUUCCUAGCCAGCGACAGUAACUUCGCUGUUGAUCCUUUCAUUGAGUUCGAUGAGAAUGGAUUCCGCGGUGAGGGCUACACGUGCAACCGUGGCUGCUCGUCCCGCGCGGACAACUCGGCCUCCAUCUCCACCGUGGAAAGCACCGCGUUCGCCUACAUGUGCGACGCCGGUGGACACGCAAAUGCGAACAGCACCUGGGGUUUCUCUCGUGGAUACGUCGACGGCCGUUCGAUCGCGCCGAAGGGUGCGUACUACUGGUGGAACGGCGCUCCUCAAUCGCUUCCGAACAUGGACUACCAAAAGGCCGCGCUCGAGUACGCGCAAACGGCGUACUUCAUCACGAUCAUCAUCGUCCAGUGGGCCGAUUUGUUAAUCGCGAAGACGCGUAAGUUGUCCAUCUUCGAACAAGGUAUGGGCAAUGACUUCAUGAACUUUGGUCUCAUCUUCGAGACCGUUCUCGGCGCGACGCUGUGCUACACUCCGUUUGCCAACAAGGUGUUCGGCACGCGUCCGUUGCACAUUCUGCACUGGUUUGCCGGCGUCCCGUGGUCCAUUCUCAUCUUCGUCUACGACGAGCUUCGCAAGGCGUUCAUUCGUCGCAACCCGAAGGGCUGGCUCGACCGCUGGACGUAUUGGUAA